UGACUGCGUACAUGGUGGUGUUGUUUAGAACAAAUGAUCACUAAAUAGAAAAUCUGAAUAAAUUCAGACAGUAUCAGUUAACACUAACCUUCAAUUUAAAGUAAUACUUUGGAUGGAAAAGAAAAUGAUCAAAGUUAGAGUAUUUUGCGCCCGGAACCCCAGCACUUAUACGCCCAUGAGAAGUUGCAGAUUUCAAAUAUUUUCUCGUAUUUGGACUGCUUUGUACCAAUAAAUCUUUUUGAAACCUCAAAAGGAUAAACUUGUGGGCUCGUUGGUAUAUAGCAUCAUGUAGUGUAGCGCAAACGGAAUAUAAUUUUUGGAGGACGCUUGAGCUUCUCCUUUAAGAGUGGAACGCGACAGCAUUCAAAGAUUCCUGACUGCUUCUCACGGUUCCCGUCAACUGUAGCUUAUGUAAUCGUAAUGGUUACCGGGAAACGCUGCCAGCGAAUCUAUGCACGAAGGCGAGCUUUCUGGUAGAAACGCGGCCUCUUGCGUGUGCCGCGGAUGCGCGGAGGCUAGCGCCAUCUGGAUGGUGUUUUAAGAAAUCGGGCGCGCCGCUCUAUGGAUGGUAGAAACGCUGGAAAAGGGCUUUGUGCUUGAGUUAUCCCGAAUCAUAUUUUCUCGGAUAUCCAAAGUACAAUCCGAUGCUAUCACUUCAGUAGGUCAUACUUUAUACGAUUUUUCUGACGCAUAUUACUUUGAAAGAAAAAAAUCAGUUUAGUAACGUCUUUGCGCUACACGGAGGGCCUGCGUAGUUGGGUAAGUGUGAUUCGGAGUGUCUGUCUUCUUCCCUCGGAAGACGGUCGACGCUGGACGCGGGAUGCCUAAGUCGUAUUUGUAUCGUAAUCUGUAUCUAAUCUGCUCAGCAUGCAGCGCGCUCUGUGUUCAUGGCACGAUACGCCCCCAUGUGAUAAGGGCGUUACCCGCCUGUUCACAACGUGUAUAAAACCAGUGCUGAAUAAACGCUGGGGCUCACUUUUGCCCAGCAAGUGACACACGACGUGUCGUCGUCUGCUCCACUCGAUGCAUGGUGUCAGAAGUGGUUAGCAUGGCAAUGCACUUCCUGCACGACGCGUGAAGACCAGCGAUCCUGUGGCGGAAAAUGGAUUUCCUCAAAGCACCGGAGCCGCUCCUUACAACAGGCGACCUGCGCAAGAACUGGCAGCUCUUCAAACAAAGGUUUGAAAUUUUCCUCACGGCGUCAGAGGUCGCAGAAAAGCCUCGGACUGAGUCCAAGAAGACAGCGUUGCUUUUGAGCGUCGCGGGCGCAGAGGCCAUUGAAGUCUUUAACACCUUCACGUUUGCAGCAGGCGAGAAGAACGACGACUAUGCCACAGUGGUGAAAAAAUUUGAUGAGUAUUGCAUUGCACAGACCAAUGAGGUUCACGAGCGGUAUAUGUUCAGGAGAAGAAUCCAAGCUGCUGGGGAACCAGUGGAGCAUUUCUUACGAGACCUGAAGAAUCAAGCACGUGCUUGCAACUUUGGAGCUUUGGCGGAAUCGAUGGUCAGGGACCAAAUUGUGUUCGGGAUAAAUGACGACACGGUACGUGAAAAGCUCCUCAGGGACAACAACUUGACCCUGCAGAAAGCAGAACAAGCCUGUAAAGCAGCUGAAGCAUCAGCAACUCACAAGGAAAUGUGGAACCAGGAACACCAAGUGCAUCCUAUCAGCAGGACUAGCACGAGCCGCGAAAACCGAGAACAGACACGUUAUGACUGCCGAAACUGCGGCGGAAAACACUCCCCAAGAAGGUGCCCUGCUUUUGGAAAAACGUGCCGGAGAUGUCAGCGGAAAAACCACUUUGCCAGAUGUUGUAAAGCGACGGCAGUUGUUGGCGAGUUGCAAAGCGGCCAAGACGAUUUCGAGAUUCUCGAUGUAUCCGCAAAGAAUGUGUCCAGCAAGCAUGACUGGACGGUGGAAGUCCAAAUCAAGAACGUGGCAGUUCAGUUAAAGGUUGACACGGGAUCGCAGGUAAAUUUGUUGCCUUAUGGAUUAUACGCCAAAAUGAACCCACAGCCGCCCCUGUACCCCAGCAGCGCGAUUUUACGCUCCUACGGCGGAGAUGUAAUCAAACACAUUGGCGUCAUGCGGGCCGAAGUCUCUUUAAAUGGUUGCAUUGCCAUGCUGAGCUUUUUCGUGGCACGAAAGGGGCGCCAAGCAAUCCUAGGACUUGAGGCGAGUGAACGCCUGGGACUGAUUUCACGCGUGAACAGCGUGUCGCAAAACAGCUCUGAAGAAGUGGUUGCCAGCUUUCGUCACCUUUUCACUAGCACCGGCUGCGUCAAACGAGUAUACCACAUGGUGCUUCGCAAGGACGCCACGCCAGUGGUUCAGAGACCUCGUCGAGUGCCACUGGCUUUAGAGGAGCCACUUCGGGAGGAGUUGUCACGUAUGGAACAAGCCGGAAUAAUUGCAAAAGUCACUGAGCCAACAGACUGGGAAAACAGCUUCUACUGGCGGACAUGCUGUCCAGGGCUUCCGUUAAGGGCGCAGCAGAUAACGCAGACAACAACGACGACGUCGAAGUGCACGCAGUCAACUCCACUGGAAUGCGGCUGGUCACCAGCCGAAAUAUUACAGGGACGCUCGCUGCGAACAACUCUACCAGCCGUUCAGGUCGGACAAAGCCGGCGGGUUGACAAACGCCAGCAAAAAGACUACUCAAGAGGGCCACUCGCACCGCUCAACAACGGCGAAACGGUCAGAAUAAAAGACAGCUCAUCAUGGAGAAGAAAGGCUCGGGUUCUUCAGUCGUCUGGUCAACCAAGGUCAUACGUUGUCAUGACUGAAGACGGGCAACUCUUGCGACGCAACCGCGAGCAUCUGCUGCCAACCAGAGAAUCUUUUCGCCUUAGCGGUCCUCCUCACGACGACGAAGGUGUUUUUCAAGAAUACGCUGCCCCUGCCAGCACACAACACGACCCAGAGGCGGCGCAAAACCCAAACAGCACAGCGAGCAUUGUGCCGACAGUUCCGCAACAAGCAGCUGCUCCAAGGACUACAAGACAACGCAGACCACCUCGGCGCUUAAUGUAUGACGCGAACUUUCAACAAGUGCCGUGACUGUAUUCAGUGCUCUGAUCUUUGCUGUAGUUUUGGAUGUGCAGUGAUUCUUUAACUUUCUUUUUGUUCUCCCGAGCUAAAAGCGCUCCUUUUCCUUAGUUUUUUUUUUUCGUUACGAAGGGGAUGUAUCGUAAUCUGUAUCUAAUCUGCUCAGCAUGCAGCGCGCUCUGUGUUCAUGGCACGAUACGCCCCCAUGUGAUAAGGGCGUUACCCGCCUGUUCACAACGUGUAUAAAACCAGUGCUGAAUAAACGCUGGGGCUCACUUUUGCCCAGCAAGUGACA
Messenger RNA from Dermacentor albipictus, 3347 nucleotides. RefSeq lists its product as uncharacterized. The record is from RefSeq and is a predicted model, not a curated record. NCBI's taxonomy places the organism in Eukaryota, Metazoa, Arthropoda, Arachnida, Ixodida, Ixodidae.